Monopterus albus (swamp eel) is the source of this 753-nucleotide messenger RNA. RefSeq names its product NADH:ubiquinone oxidoreductase subunit S5 (gene ndufs5). Gene Ontology annotation, biological process: mitochondrial respiratory chain complex I assembly. The transcript is spliced from 4 exons. Lineage: Eukaryota; Metazoa; Chordata; Actinopteri; Synbranchiformes; Synbranchidae. The record is from RefSeq and is a predicted model, not a curated record. The coding region runs from base 326 to 637 and encodes 103 amino acids. Gene Ontology annotation, cellular component: respiratory chain complex I.
UUGUGAAAAGUCAGCUGUGAAGCUCUAUGGAGUUUGGGAACCACUGUUUUUGUCAGUUUGAGUUGUUUUCAGUACAGAGGUUAAAAAUCACAACAUGUAGUGUGUAGUAUUUUUGAAUCCUUGAUAUAAGGUGUGUUGAUAAUUAAGACAAAGAUAUGCGUUUGGCUUCGGAAAUAUCCGGCGGCAGUAAUUCAUAGUUAAGAAACCGUACAGUCGCGUUUCUUCACAACACAGUCCAUCAUUUUACGGCUGAUCAGAAAUCAGCCGUAAAGCACAACGUGUGGAGUCGGAGGAAGAUUAACACGGAAACCACAGAGCACGCAUCAUGCCGUUUGUGGACCUGCAGUCGAGGCUUGGCAUCAACGUGGACCGCUGGCUGCUGAUUCAGAGUGGAACACAGCCCUACCAACGGCCUGCACGCUGCCACGCCUUUGAGAAAGAGUGGAUCGAAUGUGCCCAUGGCAUCGGGCAGACCCGAGCCAAGAAGGAGUGCCAGCUGGAGUUUGAGGACUUCUAUGAAUGCAUGCACAGGGAGAAGAUGAUGCGGAGGCUGCAGACGAUCCGUCAGCAGCGCGACAAGAUGAUGAAGGAGGGGACCUACACGCCGCCUCCCCACCACUUGGGCCAGAAGGACUAGCUUCCAAGAAGGAACACACAAUUGCUGGCAGUUCUGUUCUGUGUAUAGUAAAUAAGAUGCCACCAUUUCCUAUUGGCCUGUACAUGUUUGCAAAUACAUGGUAUCAUCCACCGUCA